Messenger RNA from Exaiptasia diaphana, 1124 nucleotides. RefSeq names its product adenosine receptor A2a-like. Bases 99 to 1124 code for a protein of 341 amino acids. NCBI's taxonomy places the organism in Eukaryota, Metazoa, Cnidaria, Anthozoa, Actiniaria, Aiptasiidae. Gene Ontology annotation, molecular function: G protein-coupled receptor activity. The record is from RefSeq and is a predicted model, not a curated record. Gene Ontology annotation, biological process: G protein-coupled receptor signaling pathway. Gene Ontology annotation, cellular component: membrane. The transcript is spliced from 2 exons.
UUCCGAAACACCUGGCCGGUCUCGCAGGUACAAGACGUUAACUUGAGGUUUUCAAAUCUUGUAAAAGAAAAUCCUUGACGAAUUUAUAAUCAACGAACAUGGUUUUUUUUUCUAACUCAACGUCAGUUAUCAACUGCAGCGAUACAAAUGCCCCAAGUGAGCUGUCUUACCUUACUGCUUCGCUAUCUGGUGUAUUUUUCUUCAUCAUYGURUCUGGAAAUCUUCUCAUUGUCAUCGCGAUUAUCAAAGACCCUUACMAUGACUUAAAGAAGCCUUUUAUKAAAAUGGUUGGGAAUUUGGCCUUAGCGGAUUUGAUUGUCGGGUUAGUUGUAACGCCGGUUUCCCUAGCACAUCAUGUCAUGGAAGGAAUGAACGCUGAAGUUUCGCUGUGGCUGUUACGUGUGCUACAUUUGUCUUACUUUAUUUCUUGUACGGCAUCGUUAUUGUGCAUUACAGCAAUUGCGCUUGAUAGGCAUAUUGCCAUUGCUUUCCCGUUGCAUUACAAGUCYACUUAUCUAAAACGCAAUCCUGUGAAAUGCUAUGCACUGAUCUGGUUUGUUGCUUUUGGCCUUCCCUUUCUGUAUCUUAAAGUGGGUUAUAUCAAAUACGCAUUCGUGUUUGGCAACAUAGCAAUUAUCACAGCCAUUUUAUUCUUAUUUUCAUCGCUUUACAUCAUAAGGAAACUCUCCCAAAGACACAAAGAUCAAACCACAAGCGGUCCAAGCGGUGAGCAAAUACAGAGAUACAGCACAGGUGUGGAAAAACGAUUAACCAAAGUAUUUUCCCUGAUUCUCRCUGCUUAUUUAAUCUGUUAUUUCCCGUCCUGUUCAAUAAUCUACAUCAUGAACUUGUGCACAUCGUGUGGUUGUGAAACCAUCCAUUGGUUACGAGAUAUGCAGUUUGUUUUGGUGUUGYUGAACAGUUGUAUCAACCCGUUUUUAUAUGCCUGGCAGAUUAAAGGGUUUCGAAAGGCUUUUAGGAUUAUAGUUGGGUCAUUUCUUAAACGUAGUUCAUCGUCCUAUCGAGUUCCRACUUCGAGCGACGGAAAAGGCGGAAAGCGCGAGAACAAGGAACUUACAAGCGAACAAAAAGUCGUGCAAAAUGAAAAAGGAAUUGUUCAUUAG